Messenger RNA from Zychaea mexicana, 618 nucleotides. RefSeq lists its product as uncharacterized. NCBI's taxonomy places the organism in Eukaryota, Fungi, Mucoromycota, Mucoromycetes, Mucorales, Lichtheimiaceae. The record is from RefSeq and is a predicted model, not a curated record. The transcript is spliced from 2 exons. The coding region runs from base 26 to 595 and encodes 189 amino acids.
UUCUAGACUACCCGAAUUUGACGAUAUGCAAAAUGUCAAUUUAAACAACCCGAACCCAAGAAUUUUAAAAGACAUAUUUCAUUUGAUGGACAUGAUCAAGGUUUCAAAGCGGCACGGCCUAGCAAAAGAUUUCGCGCGUCGUCUCCGUGAUGCAAUUUUCAUUGUUAACCAACAAGAUCGAGACUAUCGAUUACGCCACAACAUUAAUGUUGGAAUGGCAAACAGAUACGGCAGAGUCCAUAAAAGUCAUUACAGUCCAUGGAUUACUCAAACAAUUUGUCGGCUACAAUCAGAGCUCAACAUUCCUGAUAAGGCCGGGGCAGCAAAUGCGCUUGUUGUUAAAGAUGCUUUGUACAUGCGCAUGUCGGACGAGACUUUCGGUAUUGCCGGUUUCCCAAGCGACGUUGCCAGUAUAUUAAACAUCGACAAAGUUGACCACCAAGCAGUUGCACUUAAUAAUAUAGCUGCCCGAAAAGAUCCAUUAUUGCCUCAGAAACUUAGCACGCAGCUGAUAUUUCCUGAUGGGUCCACAAGUAAAAAAAAGGACGAUUGUAUACUUUCAUUGCUUCACGGCUCGGCACAAAGUAUGCUGUAACUCCCGUGCACACCCAAGAGGAG